UGCGGGAAGUUGGCCACAUACUAUUGGUAAGGGGUAUUGGAUAUAACGACUGUGGAGCUAGUGUGUUUGUAUAUAUGUAUAUUUACCUAUACAAAAAGUUUACAAAGAAAAAGUAAAAAACGAACAGUUAAAGUGAAAGCUAUUAAAAAGGGAAAUCUACGAAAACUGCUUUUAUAGUAGAGUUUAAAUAAAAGUGGAAGGUGGAACGUACAUCUUUUGAGGGGAAAAAGUGUAAACAUUUGAAGGGCUUGUUAUGGCGGGUAGGAACGUAUAGCAGCUGCCACACAGGCUUUGAAUGAAUAAUAUACCGAAAAAUUAGAAAUAGAAGAAUUUUCUUAAAUAGUUCUGUUUAAAAAAUCGUGUUUCGCGUCGAAACUUCUACCUUUACACGACAUUCGUUUAAAACAUUUAAAAACAAGCAGUGAAGAUGUCCAGUUGGGCGCGUCGUGCAGCAGACAUUAGCAAUGUUGUCACAUCAUGCGGACAUCCCGGUACUUCGGCACCAGAUUAUACAUAUCGACUGGAGAAAGUCAAAUUUGGUGUACCAUUGGAGGAAGUUUGCAAAAACAACGAAAACAUUCCCGGACCAUUACUAGUCCUUAUACUUAAGCUUAAUAAAGAAUCGCCAAAUAAGCGAGACGUAUUCCGGGCGCCUGGCCAUCAAGGUGCUAUGAAAAAACUUAUUCACUUCUUGCAAUCAGGACGAUUAGUAAAUGUAGACAACUAUUCAGUUUAUACUAUUGCCAGUGUUCUAAAAAAAUUUUUGCGAAAAAUUCCUAAUGGAAUAUUUGGGAGGACUGGUGAGAAGGAAUUGUUUGACAUAAUUGAACUGGAAGACGAAUCAGAGCAAACGGAUCGUUUGCAUAGAUUAUUUACAUCACUGCCAAAAUAUACUCAACGUUUACUAGUUUUAUUAUUUGGUACAUUCCGUGUUAUUGCCAGCAAUGCAAUUCAAGCUAGUACCGGCAUGACCAGUGAGGCACUGGGCGUUUCAGUGGCCCCGAGCUUCUUUCAAUCGUGCGUUAGUGAUGGUAAAACAGCGCGUAUGGAGGACGUGCUUAAGUUUAAGUACUUUCAACACUCUCUGGAGGCAGAGAAGACAUGGUUGCAAUGCCAGUGCGAGCGGUGGGGUUUGCUUGCUCAGGAAGAAUCCCGCUCUACGCCUGCCUUGCUAACCAGCUCAAGCUCAGCUUUAGACAACAGCGUGCUGUCACUUGGCGUAACACCAGAACACUCUUUUAUUGAAUCAUGUGCACGACUAUCUGUCUCCUUGGAAGGCCCAAGUCUAUUCGCGUUGACAUCUUCUCCGAUACCAAAGCGAAAUGCUCAGGAUUUGCAACGUGACACCGACAAUGAUGCUGACGCCGAUGAAGAGAAUUUUGCCGACGAAGAUGCUGACGCUGAUACCGAUGACUACGAAGAAGACUUCGCAGCUAAACUCGAAAUAAGUAACGAAGACGUUUUGGAAAAUAAUUCGAAAAAUAACUUUCCACGUACGACUGCUCCAAGCAAUUAUAGAACUGCAGCGGCAUCUACAGGCAAUAAUCGCGCCUUAACACAGGGUAAUGCCGCUAUGAAUACCACUUAUACUAUUGGUGUUGAGAAUAUCGAUAUAGUUGACUCGAAUGAUGAUGAAGGAGAUGAUGAAGUGACUGUAGUAAGGCGCCGUUAUCGUCAGAAUAGAAAGAAAAUACUAACCCAAACACGAAUGCAACACCAACGUCGCCUGCGUGCCGGCUCAAAAAGUCUGGAUGCUGGCGAACGCGCAUCACAGAAACCCUUGAAUAGCGAGGGAUCCGAUAGCAGGACUAAAUCGAAAAACAACAGCAAAAUGCAAAGCAGCAUCACCAGUGGCGGCGGUAAAACGACAACAACGCGCACUUGCAGCCGCUGCAAUCGCGGUAUACGUCAUUCAUCUUCGUGCUCCUCAGCUUCUGGCGGAGGUGGGGCUGGCGGCGUGGGAAAUGGUAGUGGCAUGACUAUGGAAGAAUUGCGCGCUGUAAAUCGCUAUGCAGAGAGUACAAAGAGCCUUUCCUAUUUGCCACAGGUCCAUGAACGCCAAACCGCACGCAUGCGCACUCGCUCCGAAUGGUUUUUGGGCCCUAGGGAUAGUGAGUUAGCACUGAAUUUGCCCAACACAUGCAGCAAUUGUUGUCUGGCUGCGGUACAGAUGCAGCAGCAGCAACAACACUUACAAUCACAUGGCUAUCUAGGUGGCGGCAGCACCCGUGAUAUGCGCGCGUAUCGUGACGGCUUCGCCGAUGGAGCUGAUGACGAGAAUAGUUUGUUAGUGGGCAGCGGUUGCGCACGUAAUGGCAAUCCGCUUUAUUUGUAUUAUAAGAAACGACCGCAACAACAACAGAGGAAUGAUACUCGGCAGCAAACGCAAGCUGAACAUAUGGACACAGAUGAUACCUGCCAUACGUAUGAUUACAAAUUGCAGCAACAACAGCACCAUCUGCAAGUUGAAUCUACAAAUAUUUAUCCUAGAUCACAGGCAGUAGAUCGACGACUAUUAGAGCCUACAGCAACGACCGCGGCAGCACACAAUGGCUGUGGUCGCCGGUUGUAUUUGGAUGCGAAUGCAACAACCAAUAUCGGUAGCUAUGUCGCCUCAUGUAAUUCUACUAAUAAUAAUUAUAUAUAUGAUUCUAAUGAUAUAACUAAAGCCUAUGCUUUUACUACAACUUCUUUUAUAACUACUUCUACUACUUCUACUCUACAAAUAAACUCAAAUUCUAAUACUACCAAGCCUUCUAUUGAUAACAGUAAUAGUGGAAAUAAUUAUCUAGAGAAUGUUAUGAAUAACAACAGUAACACAGAAAACAAGAACACUAAUUUUACAUUGUUAGCAAGUAGUCGCCAACAUCUAAGCAAUUUGUCUAACACUAAAUAUUCACAUUAUAAAAAUUCAGCGAAAAAACCAGUGCCGACACGCUAUGAUCUACACCGCAUUCAUCACGUUCGCCCACAUAUAAAAAACAUAAACUCGCCUCCAUAUUUGCAUCCAAACUCACAAUCACAGAACCAUCAGCGCCAACAUAUGGACCAAAAACGAUGUUCAAAUCUGCCCAGUCACUACCAUUCGACCGAUUCCGUGCGUUAUUGCUAUGUAGACUUGGAUGUGGAAAUUGUAACCGAGCCGCCAAUGCCCUCAUCACGCUUAUACCACAGUCCGCGAAAGCAAGUAUUUACUGCAAGGCGUUGUAAUUCAUCCAUCGAUCUCUAUAAAGUUGACGGUGAUGGUGUCGAAGACAGCAGUGAUAUCGAUCAUAACUAUCUAACAUACUCGCUAUCGCAUGAUCACCAAGAGCCGGCACUUGAUGAAAGUGCAGUAUCUGCGGUAACUAUUCGCCCGGUAUCUUCUGAAACAUAUUCUGUCUCGACUGGUUUUUUGACUGCGUUGGAUACCUCUGUCGCGACUGUUUCUACGGCAGGGGCAACUGGUGAAACUGGCCGUGACUGGCCACUUGCAGCGGCUGAAGAAGUAGAUUUUAUCCCUACAUCCCGUUUUCGGCAGAGUACACCGCGUAUUCAACGUCGUCAACAGCAAAUGCGUCGGCGGCAACGUUUUUCUUCUACAUCGACGCAAUAUCAGUCACUCAACGCAACGGGAGAGAGCAACCUAAUAUCAACGACGGAGGACGGUGGAAACGGCAGUGGCAAUGGCAGGAACACACGUACUGAAAACGGCAGUCAUUUUGUUACAAUCAUCUUUAAUGUUCUAGACUUUGGCAACAUCCGUUUGAGUAAUAGUGCCGAGUCCAUUCAGUAUCCAGCCACAACCGCACGGCGUUCAUCCUCCCGACGUUUGAUUGGCGUAAACGUGCCACGACAAUAUCCGUUGCGCUCCUCAUUGCGGCGAAAUAGAGAAAAACAGGUGGGCAGUGGUAACACAGUCAAUAACGGUAGUGGCAGCAGUGUCGGUGAUAGCAGUUGCGUCCUCGCCGCUAAUAUUUCCGCAGUCAGCGGUAGUGGUCGUAUGUUGCCAGUUGCUAUAGCGCCAUCAUCAGUGCGUAAUUCUAUUGCAGAAUGUUGCGGCCACGUUGGUACAGAACAAGACAGCCAGUAUAUUUCAAUACCAGCUUAUCCAUUUAGUCGGUUAGAGGACUGCACGAACUCACCAGAAUGCAAACAACCUUAUCCCUCUAGUAUGGUUGGUGAGAAAAUGAUGGGUGAAACUGUAAGCGCCAGCGGAAAUAUGGCCGCUGUGGGCGGUAUUGACAGCAUGCUGAUGGAUACUACAGAAUAUAUGAAAGUCUGCAACAACAGAGCGCCAACAUUCGCUGAUCUAAGUGGCAACAAUAAUUUAGUUUACACCACAGGAGCAAUCAAUAACAGUCCGCCAUUGAUGACGACGCUGAAAUCGGAAAACGUUGUUAGUGCGUCUACAGCGGGACAAUUCAAAAAGAUGGCAAUACAUAACAAAAGCAGGGAUGAAGGCCAACCAGAAGAGGAGGGUGUUUCAACAAUUACAUUUAAGGCGCCGCGUGUAUGAAAAUAGAAAACCAGAGGGACUUCCAAUAUGCAUAAGAAAUAACGUGUCAGGACAAAACAUUAUUCCAAAAUAUUUAUGUACAUGUGCAUAUGUGUAUGCAUGAAAAUAGAUCAAUACGACUAAAGAAAGCAAGGAAACGUAUUUUUUUAAUAUCGUUUUAAACUUGCGCUUGUGUAUCUUAGAGUAAACUAACUGAAUAUCGAAAAAAUUACGGUUAGAGAUUUUGGUAGUUAUAAUGUUAGGCAAGUUGGAUAUAUGCACAUACAUACACAUGCAUUUAUGUAUAUACGGUUGCAUGAAAAGAAUGAACUGUAAUAUAUGUAAUUUAAAUAUAAACAUAUUUAGUGAUAGCAAUAUUUUUUAGAUUACAGUAAAUAUUAAACGGAUUCUAAAACAAUGUUUCAAACAAAACUUUUAUCUAUAUAAGAUCUAGUACAUGUCGUUUUAAAGUACAAAACCACGUAUCAACAAAAUGCAAACACGCUUAUAUUCCAAAAAGGUUCUCUCUUUUAUAAAGCAAUCGCAUUUCUGGCUAGUAUAUUUCAGGAGGAAUGGAUAAGGCUUGAGCCAAAAGUUCGUGUGAGCAAUUCCAAUUUUUGCCAAAAAAAGGUUAGUUACGCGAUUUUGCAGAACGACGAUAUGUGGUUUUGUACCUUAAACGGCGAUAUGCAUGUAUUCAAGUGUGUAAUAAACGCUGUCAAUAUGUAUGACUUAAGUAUAUAAAGAUAUAUAUUGUCAAUAAUGGUUAGAUAGAAGUCUACUGUAAAUAUUUCUUACAAAAAAAUGCAAGUUUUAAUACGUAAAGAUGUCCUUACAUACAUACGUUUCGUUACAUUAAUAUCACUAAAUCCAUCGUAGUCGGAUUUUUCGUGAAAUUUAUGCGAUUACUGAAUUCGAAUUGCUACGAACGUUGCAUAUACUUUGAAUAGAUACAAUGUACGCUCGUAGCAAUUCACAAAAUAUCGAAUCACGAUGGAUUCAGUGAUAGCCCCCAUAAUGUACUACAUACAUUUCGUACCCUUGAUUCACAAAGGCCCUAAU
Rhagoletis zephyria (snowberry fruit fly) is the source of this 5539-nucleotide messenger RNA. Its product is annotated as rho GTPase-activating protein gacT-like. Gene Ontology annotation, biological process: signal transduction. Gene Ontology annotation, molecular function: GTPase activator activity. The record is from RefSeq and is a predicted model, not a curated record. NCBI's taxonomy places the organism in Eukaryota, Metazoa, Arthropoda, Insecta, Diptera, Tephritidae.